Molecule: messenger RNA, 4677 nt
Organism: Mytilus trossulus (common blue mussel)
Lineage: Eukaryota; Metazoa; Mollusca; Bivalvia; Mytilida; Mytilidae
Exons: 10
Coding region: 333-3704 (1123 amino acids)
Biological process (GO): signal transduction
Molecular function (GO): protein binding
Source: RefSeq, a predicted model, not a curated record
CUUGCAUACAGUAUAUGUCUAAGGAUGUGAUAACCCACAUCAGGUGACGUCAGCAUCCGUAAACAUGUGUGUUGACAUACAUAACAGCAAAAAUGGAACAAUAACAAAUAACUUUAAUGAUCUUAUAAAACACAAGAGAUUGUGGUGCAGUCGUCAACCAUCUUGUGGGAAGAUUUAAUAAAUCGGUCAAUUAUUGACAAUAGUGGAAAUAUAAAGGAAUAAUACAUAUAAUAAAAAGUCAAGUAUUUAACAGUUUGUAAGGUACUUGGCAUAUAAUUAUUUUUUCUUUCCGUGUGGUUGACUACCAGCAAAAAUGUGAUUGAGAUAUUUGAAUGAUGGGUUCUACACCCUUUGAUACUUAUAGAACUAUAAAACAAAGGCUAGAAGAAGAGCCAGAGCAUAUUGUAUGGACAUUGCCUCGGAAAGUUUGUAUUCUAAAGGUGACGGGGAAAUUAGGCAUCAAAGUAAAAGUAUAUGAGAGUAAAAUAUUUGAUAAGACCUAUGCAAUUGUGACAAGAGUGAAGGAAGAAUGUCGGUUGUUACAGGGACACAAUUUAGUUGAAUAUGAACGAAUUAUUUCCAUAAACAACACCAAUAUUGAGACAUAUACAGAAGACUGUGUUCUACGCCUGUUACAAACUCAUCAACUUGAUGUAGAACUUCUUGUGUGUCGUUUAGACUUGAAAAGGGACCGUGACUCAUCUGGAUCUUAUACAAGUGAAAUGUCUGGUCGACCUUCAAUAAAGAUCAAACAAGUCAAACCUGAAGAGAGUAAGGAAACAAACCAAAUCAUUUCUGCAGAUUCGUUACCGGAUUCACUUGUUCCAGGACAUUUUUUAGAUGAUAGAAAUAUUUCUGUACCCGUUAUUAAUUCUCCUAGUGAGAUGAUGUACAACCCAGAACGAUGUAACUGUAAUUCUCUAGAUACAACCAGGAAACCAAAACCAAAUAGUAACCCACAGGGUAAUACAGAAAUCUACAUAAAAUAUCCCCACUGUGUCAAGUGGUCAUCAACUAAAACAAUCACACUUGACCGAGGCAGCAAGCAGAACUUUGGAUUCAAGUACAAGAUCAAACAGUGUACUUAUAGACAAGAUGAUUGGUAUACACUUGUUGUAGAAGUGAAGGAUACGCCUGCAGAAGGCAAGCUGAUGAUUGGUGAUUACAUCAGAUCUAUAAAUGGCCAGGCUUUGGCAACACCACAUGAGGCAUUCAAUAUGAUGGAUAAACUGGAAGAUUCAAUAACAGCAAAGAUUGUUCUCCAGCGACCAGAAGAUGUUGUUCAAGACUUCAGGGGUAAAAUACAACAAGCCAAGGAUAUUUGUAGUGCAAAGCAGAUAAAUCCUGCAAUUAAUGAACCAGACAAAAGGAAACCAAUGAGACAAAAUAGUUCAACAUCACAGAAAUCUACAGGUUCAGGCAAACUGUUUCCAUGUGAACAAAAACUGAUCGCAGUUCAUCCUUCUAAACCUGAGGCAGUUAAAACUGGUUCUAAAUAUAAACAACCUGAUAGCAAUACUCUAGUGUCGGGAUUAUUUAAUGUUGUUAGACCUGGAUCUAGUUGUUCAAAUUCUAAUGAAUCCCAUAUGAACUUUUUAGAAAAUGAAAAACUUGUUGAUAACUCAGAAGUUCAUUUAAUUGUGCCAGAACCACCAGUGUUAAACAAUAACAAUCAAAUUUUAUCAGAAUUUCAAUCAAAUCGGACGGUAAAACUGCCGAAAAUUAGGAUAUUUAUAUGUGGCAAUGAGGCAAGAGCAUUAGCAAAGUUAUUGGUGCCAUCAAGUUUUCUAAAGACAGACACUAGCAGUGCUCAUUGUUUGUAUGAAUGUGUAAAAUGUACAAUGGACAUGAGUAAAGCUGGAGAUGUUAGUUUUAUGCCUUGGUCAUCGUAUGACAAUCUAUUACAGUCAGAGGAAACUACAAGGUUACAUGCUAGUAAUGAUUCCCUGGUCAAUGGGGAGAUAAACAAACAAAGAGAAGAGGAUUACUUACAUAGAGGUGUUGUCAAUACAGAAAUAUUCAUUGUGCCAGAUGAGAAACUAUUUCAAUAUGGAUGCCAUUACUUGUUUACACGGACAAGUUUAUUUUUGCUAACUUUUAAUGGUGCCAAAGUUUUGAAUUCUGCUGCAGGAGAAAUUUUACGUUUACAAAAUUUGAUUCAUACCAUAAGAUGUUGUGUUGGUUAUGAUAGCAAUAUCUUAACAUAUGGUCUCUUGAACAGUGAACAAGCUGAUUUCAAAGAUGAGGUUCAAACUUUAUUUUAUACAUCAUACGGUCAACAGAUACGCAAAUAUAGUGUGACAAUUCCAGAUUUAAUUAUAUCUGACGAAAAUUCUAAUCAAAUUCCAUCCAAAGUAUUGAAAAAGAAUGUAUGGAAAGCCGUAAGUGAAACAAUUCAGAAACAACCUGUGUCUAUUCUCUCUGUUGUUAUGAUGGCACAACUUGAAAGGCUUCGUCAAGAAGGAAAACAAAUAAUAACAGAAGAAGAAUUUACAAAAAUGUUCAAAAUGGCUGUACCUAACGGUGAACCUAGUCUACAACAUGUUGUAUGGACUACCCUGAAGGAGUUCGGGGAAUUACUCUCUCCAAAGGCAGCACCUUUAAAUCUACCCAACAACCAGCAAAUGGAGAAGUUGCUAUUUAUAGAUCCUGAGAUUAUACUGCAGCAUGUCCAAGGGUUGGUCUGUAUACCUCAAAGACAUUCAUCAAGCAGUGAUAUCACCAAACACUGGAUUAAACUGGUUGCUACUGGUAACAUAUCAAAAGAAGACCUUUUGUCAAUCAUUAGUUCUCAAUCAAUUAAUGCAGAGAAGAUAUUGAAUCUUAUGCUGGCAUUUGGCAUGAUUUUCAAACAUUUUAUUGAUCAAGAUGGCAUUGAACAGUACCUUUUCCCGUACUUUCUAUCAGAACAAGGGCAUAUAACCCAUCAGAGGACAGACAGAGACAAUGCCUGUUUGUAUUUACAGUGUGUUGAUCAAACUCAUUUGUCUAGCAUGCAGUUUUAUCAGCUUGCCUUCAAUAUCAGAAACCAGUCUGAUGGUAACAAAAUCUCAAUGACCAGUGCUAACUCAUGCACCCUACAUCACCAGGGUCAUGAGAUCACUCUGGUACAUCACAAAUUUCAGGACAGAAUGCAGAUAGUUAUUGGAAAAAGUGAAAGAAACAAGAAGUUACAUUAUAUAUACCAAUGGUUAUGUGAUGUUUGUCAUGCUGCCCUACCACCGGAAGUUAACUAUGUUUUAGGUCCAGAGUGUCCACUUCAGGAGGAUUGUGAGGUCAAAGGAUCAAUGACCAGCAUGCAUGUAGUGGACAUAUCAAGUAGGAGGUCCAUUUUAUGUAAAACAACAAGGAUUGAUAAUCACAAGGCUGUUAGAAGAUGGCUACAGGAUCAGAGUACAGAACCUAAAAUUUAUAUAAAAGAUUUGCCAUACAAUGUGUUCCAUAAACUGUUUACCUAUCUGCAGUGUGCAACAACUCUUGGUCAAGAUUGGAAAGGGUUAGGAGGGUUACUUGGACUAUCAAUAAAUGAUAUCAAUGUUUAUGAAACAAAGAAAGAUCCUGCCAUGGUCCUACUGUUGGACCAGGACCAAACCAAUAGAUUGACAGUCCAUGAAUUAAUAGAAUUAUUGGACCAUCCAGAUAUGAAAAGGAAAGAUCUCAUAGAACUCUUACAGACUUGGUUAGAUAGCCGAAAUAGACAGUGAAUAUUUUGAAUCCAACUCAUACAUCAAGAUAGACAACUCUUAUUUCACCUGAUUCUACAUUUAUAAAAAAUCAAAACCAUAUGAAGGAACCAUUGUCAUUUUACAGGGGAUUAAUUAAUAAGUUGAAUAUCAAAUUUUCAUGGAAUUCCUUGGUAAAGGUGAAUUACCUAUUUAAUUGUUCAACAAUGUACAACUAUCUAUAUGCUUGCAUGCAUACAUGUACUUUGGCAAAACCAUGAAAUCAAAUUCAUAUAUCCACAAAAGUACAAGUUUUCCUCAAUACAUAAAUAUUAGUGACCACAAAAGUAAAUGAAUCUCCACUUAUUCAAACAAAUGUUGAGUUGUAAAUUAUGUAAUGAUUUUUUUAAAAGAUUGAUAUUCAGACUAUUUUUUAUGAUUUAAAAAAAUGUAAAAUUUCAAAUGCUAUUGUAACUAAAAAGAACAAAGAUAAGAAAAAUAUAAGAUGUCUUUAGUUAAGUUAAGUUUUGAUUAAAGAAUACAGAAAGAACUUUGGACACUGAUUCCACUGGGCAUCUUUUUUGAAAGGCAUGAGAACUUGCUACCUUAUUUGCAAUUAGCCCUUUUUCAAGACUUCAUUGGCAAUUCAUCAAAACAUUUAUUGAGAUAACAUCAUUUUCUUUUGAAUAUCUCUCAUUUACCCGAAAUUAUCUGGUUUUAUUGGACUUUGUAAUAUUUGUGAAUAUUUUGAUAGUAUGCAAUUUUUAACAGCGCAUUGUAAAGUGUUAUAUUUAUUAUAUGGAAGAAAUGUUUAUAUUAUGAUUGAACCAGUAUACAUACUAUAGAUUUAUGUUAGACUCAUAUAUAAUUUGAAAUACUUGAUGUAGCAAUUCUGUAUAUUUUCCUGGUCUUUUUUAUGAUUCCUAAUUGUGAAGUAAGUACUUAAUUUUUAUAAUGAUCAAGUUACAGCAAAAUAGUAAAUUAUGAGGAUUCUUAUAAUUUUAUUUCUUUGUUU